Molecule: messenger RNA, 1628 nt
Organism: Diospyros lotus (date-plum)
Lineage: Eukaryota; Viridiplantae; Streptophyta; Magnoliopsida; Ericales; Ebenaceae
Product: plastoglobulin-1, chloroplastic
Exons: 3
Coding region: 137-1255 (372 amino acids)
Source: RefSeq, a predicted model, not a curated record
AAGCCUUGAUGCCGGCGUCGCUAAGACCACACUUUCAUCAUGCAGCAACGACACCAAUUUGUGUCGCUAAAAACAACACUAAAUAAAUUUGAAAGCCGCGACUCUCUGAACAAAGCCUGAAGAUCACUUGUACCAGAUGGCUCUCCUCCUCACUUCUCCUCCGUCUCUCCUCUCUAAAAGCCCUAAAACCACCACCUCCACCGCCGUCAAAACCCACUCCUUCUCCGUGUUCCUCCUCCCCAAACGCGCCGCCGUAGCAAAUAAUCGAUUCUCCACCGCCCUUCGGCUGUACUCCGCCUACUCCCCGGACCCUCUCCGCGGCAACCCUCGGUCCACCUCCGACGACGAGGAGAUCGAUGAAGGCUCUGACGAAGGUGAAGGUUCCCCAAAAUCGGGGAUUGUUGACGAGUGGGGCGAGAGGGCGGAGCCCGACCCAGAGCCGCCGACGAAGCUGCCGGAAGCCGACCCGGCCGGGGAUGAGGAUGAGUGGGGCGGAGUUGGUGUCUCGGAUGAUGACUAUGUUCUUUCCGGGAAUGGUAGUGCUGGGGUGAAUACAGGGGUUGAUGAUAAGCUGAUGGAGCUGAAGAGGUGCUUGGUGGAUUCGGUUUACGGGACGGAUUUGGGGUUUCGGGCUUCGCCAGAGGUUAGGGCGGAGGUGUCGGAGCUGGUUAAUCAGUUGGAGGCGGCGAAUCCAACGCCGGCACCGACCGAGGCGACGGAGGUUCUUGACGGGAACUGGGUUUUGGUGUACACAGCAUUUUCUGAGCUUUUGCCUCUUUUGGCAGCAGGCACCACUCCUUUUUUGAAGGUUGAAAGGAUUUGCCAAGCAAUUAACACUGGCAGCUUGACUAUAGAGAACUCCACAAAGUUGUCCAACCCUUUUGCUACUAUCUCGUUCAGUGCCUCUGCCAGCUUUGAAGUCCGAACUCCUUCAAGGAUACAGGUUCAAUUUAAGGAAGGGACCUUCCGGCCACCAGAGGUGAAGUCAAACAUCAAUCUCCCAGACAAUGUAGACAUUUUUGGGCAGAAAAUCAAUUUAUCUCCUGUUCAGCAAUCUCUUAACCCCCUGCAAGAGGCUGUGGCAAGCAUAGCGCGUGCAAUUUCGGGUCAACCUCCACUUAAGAUACCCAUUCCCGGUGAGCGAACACAAUCCUGGCUUCUUAUCACAUACCUUGACAAGGAUCUCCGGAUAUCAAGAGGUGAUGGCGGCCUAUUUGUGCUUGUCAAAGAAGGGAGUUCUCUUCUAGAUUACUAACAAGGUAAAAUUUUAUAUGGAUCGUGAUUUUCAAAGGGCACGGCUAUUAUCACCUAUGUUUAGGGUUGUGAUUUGUCUAUGGUUUUGUACAUGAUUAAAGAAUUAGUGGAUCCCCCCACCACCACCACCCUCCUCUUCCAACAACAAGAAAUAGAGAAUCAAGUUGCAGAACUUCAUUCUUAAUGUUCUCAGUGGUGAUUAGGCUGGUUGGAAAGGAGUGAAAGCAUAUUAGUAUGAAAGGAGCCUGUCUUAUAUACAAACAGUUACAUUCAAAUGUUUUCUUUAUGGUAGCCGACAAACUUUUGAUUCUGUGAGAUGUACAUUUUUCUCUUUGAUUACAAUUUAAGUAUGCCGAACCCAGAAUGUUUGCUGA